This is a messenger RNA of Topomyia yanbarensis, 1659 nucleotides long. It is a transcript of the gene mrn, whose product is annotated as general transcription factor IIH subunit 4. Gene Ontology annotation, biological process: nucleotide-excision repair. Gene Ontology annotation, molecular function: ATPase activator activity; double-stranded DNA binding. The record is from RefSeq and is a predicted model, not a curated record. NCBI's taxonomy places the organism in Eukaryota, Metazoa, Arthropoda, Insecta, Diptera, Culicidae. The coding region runs from base 96 to 1553 and encodes 485 amino acids. The transcript has 4 exons. Gene Ontology annotation, cellular component: transcription factor TFIIH holo complex; transcription factor TFIIH core complex.
CAUGUUUUGUUAUGACAGAUAGUUCUGGCUUCUGGCUCGUGCGAUAUGUAAUUAUUUGUAGAUAGAAAAGUUUACCAGAUUUUCCACUUUAAGCGAUGUCCGAAGCAAAAAAUUCCAAGGCUUCCUCGGCACUCAUGACUAAGCCGGCAAAUCUAGAGUGUAAAAAUCUGGAAGAGUAUCUCAAGUCUCGUCCUCCGGAAGCAUUGGAGAAACUGUACAACUAUCCUGCCAUUUGUCUAGCUGUUUAUCGUGAACUACCGGAAAUAGCUCGUCAGUUUGUGAUACGGAUACUGUUUCUGGAACAGGCAAUCCCACAAGCGGUUGUAACCUCCUGGGGAUCACAGAUCUACGCAAAGGAAAAUUUGGUUGUUUCUCGCGUGUUAACGGAUCUGGGAGUAUGGCGCAACAUACCCAUACCGGGUGGUCUGGAAGGUCUCGAGUUGUGUCCGACAUUCAAGAAAAACCUCAAAAUUGCACUUCUUGGUGGCGGUCGUCCCUGGUCAAUGAGCAACGCGAUGGAUCCAGAUCAAAAGUCGAGGGAUAUCGAAUUUUUGGAUUCGUAUGCCAUGUCCCGGUGGAGAUGCGUCCUUCACUACAUGGUCGGUGCCGGUAGUUCCAAGGGGAUGGAAGGAGAGGGAAUUUCACCGGAUGCCGUUAGAAUACUGCUGCAUGCAAAUUUAAUGAAGCGCGAUGAAACUGACGGUAGUCCGGUUAUUACCAGGCAGGGCUUUCAAUUCCUGUUGCUGGAUACUCAGGCUCAGGUAUGGCAUUUUAUGCUACAAUAUUUGGAUACGUGCGAAGCUAGAGGAUUAGAUCUCGCCGAAUGUCUGUCGAUGUUGUUUCAACUGAGCUUUUCAACGCUCGGGCGAGAUUACAGUUCCGAAGGAUUGAGCCAAGGGCUGCUUACAUUCUUGCAGCAUCUGCGAGAGUUUGGUUUAGUGUAUCAGCGGAAACGGAAGGAGGGGCGAUUUUAUCCUACUCGAUUGGCACAUAACAUUACUUCGAAGAACGCCAUUCCGACCAUUCAGGAAGAUGAUAGUUCGACUCAAGACAAAGGCUACAUUGUGGUUGAAACAAACUACCGAGCUUAUGCGUAUACGGAUUCUAAUCUGCAGGUUGCUUUACUGGGUCUGUUCACAGAGCUACUAUAUCGUUUCCCAAAUCUCGUGGUUGGCGUGUUAACUCGUGAUUCUGUGAGGCAGGCCUUCCGGGGUGGUAUAACAGCAGAACAAAUAAUCAGCUAUCUGGAACAGCACGCACAUCCGACGAUGCUGAACACGGAACAUACCGUCAAUACCAAGUCAGCCCUACCACCGACGGUUGUCGAUCAAAUCAAACUGUGGGAAAACGAACGAAAUCGAUUCACCUACACCGAGGGAGUGGUGUACAAUCAGUUCCUUUCGCAGGGCGAUUUCAACACACUGCGCGAUUACGCCCAGUCGAUUGGGGUGAUGACCUGGCAGAACGAACGCACCCGCACCAUGGUCGUCACCAAGAACGGCCACGACGAUGUCAAAAGGUUCUGGAAGCGAUACUCAAAGGGUGGAAGCUAGUUCCGGCAGCAAGGGGUUGGGAUUUUCUUUCCUAACAAGAAAUGAGAAAAAAGCUAUGUCGCAUUUGGUUUGCUUUAAUAAAAUUGUAGAACUAGGGGAGAUCUAA